GUGCCCUGAGUGUGGAUCUGAUGCAGUGGAAGAAGACACACAUUACAGCCAGAACCACAUGGUGUGUACCGAAUGUGGUUUCCUGUUGACCGAGGGGCUGCUCACUACAACACGCACCGAAGAAACUUUCCUCCAAGGCAGAAGAUACAACAGCCUGAAAGCACGUACCACCAGGCUCACAGACAGCUUCUAUCCUGCUGUCGUCAAACUCCUGAAUGGACCUCUUGUACAAUGAGAUGGACCUUAGACCUCUCAAUCAUCAUUGUUAUGCUCUUGCACUUUAUUGUUUAUCUGCACGGCAUUUUUUUGCAGUGAAGUUCACCGAGAGCACAGCUGAAGCGAAGAAGCCCUGUCGGAAUAAAGUACAAGGUAUGAGGCGGGUCCGUGACCUGUGCCAAAUUCUCCGUCUGCGUCCAGUUGUGGAGGACACAGCCAUGGAGCUUUAUGUCCGAGCCUAUGAUCACGAUGACUUCCUGCAUGUCGCUCUGGAGAAGAAAGAGGCUUUGGUGGGCUGCUGUAUUCACAUCGCCUGUCGACAGCAUAACUGGCCUCUGACCAUGGGCACCCUGUGUUCCCUCCUCCAUGUGGAAGCCACCCUCUUCUCGACUGUCUACCUGCAGCUGGUGAAAGAACUACAGCUGGAUGUUCCCACCCUCAGCCUGAAGGAUUUGGUGACAACUCACUGCAAUGGGUUUAAUCUGUUCCAGAAUUCCAGGUUGAUUCCGCCCCAGUUUUUAGAAGAUAAAGACAAGGUGGUGGAUCUUGCAGUGCAGUUGGUGGAACUGGCCAGUGAAACGUGGCUGGUGACAGGGAGACACCCUGUCCCCAUCAUCACAGCAGCAGCUUAUCUGGCUUGGCAGUCCUUGCUCCCUGCGCAUCGUCUGAAGUGUAGCAUGGGAAGGUUUUGCAAGCUGGCUGGAAUUACAUUGCCACCACCCACCUCUCAGCGGUUGAAAGAGAUCACUGGUGUUUUAAUCAGGCUAGCAUCGCAGCUGCCCUGGCUGAGAGGUCAGCAAGUCGAUGCUAAAACUGUGGUGAAAUAUACCGGCGAUAUUCUUCGCCAUCGCACCUUAUUACUGAGACAGACACUUGACUGCGUUUGGACUGAAAGUGCAAGUGCACAGACAGAUUCACAGGAAGAAUGUGUGUCAGCAGCUGGCGAGAACAGUAGCUGUCACCAGGCACCGGAGACAGGGUCAAGUCGGAAACGCUCUGCGCCGGUUUUCCUCCCUCCAUGCCUCACACAAACAAAGAGGAGGAAUCUGAACCUGGAGCUGGAGAGAAGCUGCAGUAAUCCAACCACUGGGGAGGAGGAGAUAUCAGACAGUGAAAUCGAGCAAUACCUAAGGACUCCGGAAGAAGCUGCGACAUUCCAAGCGGCAAAUGCCAUUCUCUAGCUGUUGUAUUCUCACCCAGUGAUGCUGCUGUUUGUGGUCGUCAGUCCAAGAUUCAUCACUAGACCGUUAGAGGCAAUGUGGGGGAGUACAGACUCAUUCCAGCUGAAGAUAAUUCCAUUUGACUGACAACAAUGUGAUCAUUCUGUCAGCACUUUGACUAGUUUUUAAUAAAUUGAAUGAGCUAGUGCAUCUGUAGCCCAAGAGUUGGUUCUGUUUGUCAGUCUUCCUCUGAAAAUUACAAGACCCUCUCCUGGGACUUAUUUGCAUGCCCUAGCUGCAGUCAGUGAACUUGAUUCAUGGUUUAAGGCUCUUGGGAAAUUUGCCUCCAUGAAAAGAUGGGACCCUAACAAAAUGUGUCUGAUAAAGAGUGGUUGUGUGCAAGUCCCACAGGUGCUUUGAAACAUGGCCAUGGUUUAUAUCUGCCACUCUGAAGUGAAAAGUUUAAGUCAGAACAGGUAUUGGUCAAAAGUAAACUUAAAAAGCUGUUACCUGAUGACAUUUCAUCUCACGACUAAGAUGUUGGGAAAGGUAAUGUGAGAGAGUGUGUGUUGAAGAAGUGAAUUGAUCCAGAGUCAGCUGAACACUCUCAAAGGACAAAUCCAGCACUUGCUGAAAAUGAAAAACCAGCGAUGGUCACAGAAUGAAACCAGGUGAAACCUUCUGAUGUUUUGGGUAUGUGUCUGAUUCACAAAUCAAAUCUUUGUUAUUAUAAAGAAUAUACCAUUCUUCACAGGAAUGCACUGUAAUAAAAUCCACUAACACUGAAUGUUAGGUUUUUCUUUAUGAAAUUUACCUUAAUUAAACAUUUGUCCAGGAAUGCCUCCCUUUUGCAAAUGGAGAGCUGAUUGUGUACCCUUACUCUUGCAAGCAUUGGGAUCAUCUAUCCAACUCCAGGACUCACCAGCACGAGGGCCUGAUCGGUGGGCAUUUGAUAAAGUCAUUCAUUGCAGUCCAUCUAUGGUUUAGGGAACUACCUUCUGAGUUUUUAAGUAUUUGCCAACAUGUCAGUCUGCAAUUCAGUGAGGUGGACCUCGAGAGUGCAGACAUUUAGUAACCUCGAAUCUCAGACCUCCAACAAGUUAAGACUACUUGAGUCUUGGAGGAUUACUCAGAACGUGAGCAGUGCACCACAGCAGUGAGUGAUUUCAAGCUUAACAUCAACCACCAAAGACCACUAACAUUUAUUCAAUUAGGUGGAGAUUUCAUUCUCUUGCAGACACUGUUCUAGAUUCUAAGUAAACCAUGCCACCAAUCUCAAAUUGAGGGAAACAUUGUUUUAAAUAAUAGGGAAUCCCCAUUAAAAUGCUGCUUGUACCAGACACCAGCUACAACUAACUUAGCAGCCUUAACACAGGACAACAAAGAUUGUGUUUCCUGAAUACUUUUGGGUAUAUCUUAUUUUAGACUGCUGAUCAUGAAAAUCACCAUGAAAUUUUCCUAUCACACACCAUUUUAUUUUGGAAUCGCCUAUAUUUGUUAUUUCAAUUCCUAAUUCAAGUCAAUUAAAACACUGCCCAAAAUGUAAGCUGAAAAGUUUUUCAUCUUGUCCAGACAAGUCUGGGUGUGCUUUGGGAUGCCAGCAAGA
Mobula hypostoma (lesser devil ray) is the source of this 2982-nucleotide messenger RNA. It is a transcript of the gene brf2, whose product is annotated as BRF2 RNA polymerase III transcription initiation factor subunit. Bases 216 to 1397 code for a protein of 393 amino acids. Gene Ontology annotation, cellular component: transcription preinitiation complex; nucleus. Gene Ontology annotation, molecular function: TBP-class protein binding. The record is from RefSeq and is a predicted model, not a curated record. NCBI's taxonomy places the organism in Eukaryota, Metazoa, Chordata, Chondrichthyes, Myliobatiformes, Myliobatidae. Gene Ontology annotation, biological process: DNA-templated transcription initiation; transcription preinitiation complex assembly. The transcript is spliced from 5 exons.